Molecule: messenger RNA, 1890 nt
Organism: Trichoderma asperellum CBS 433.97
Lineage: Eukaryota; Fungi; Ascomycota; Sordariomycetes; Hypocreales; Hypocreaceae
Biological process (GO): sphingomyelin catabolic process
Molecular function (GO): sphingomyelin phosphodiesterase activity
Source: RefSeq, a predicted model, not a curated record
AUGCGCAAUUCUAUCACCGCUUUUGCGAAACAAGAAAUUGCGGGGCAUGAGCUUGCAAAGAGAAGCCUCCUCUCAGACAUUCUGACAGACAUUAAGAAUCUCACCGAGUGCAGUUCUUGCGAAGCUUUGCUUGAGGUUCUCAAAGUAUUGGCUCACUUAGGUAACAAUGAUUUUGUCAAAGUCAUUGUGGAGGUUUGCCAGACACUGGGAGUUGAAGACAACGAUGUCUGCUCUGGAGCAAUUGGUCUUGAAGGCCCUAUCUUAGCACACGCCCUCCGCCAGAUGACUAUUGGAACCAAAACUUCGACCCUGUUCUGCCUGACUGUCUUCGGCCUGUGCCAAUGGCCCGACGUCGACACCUCAUAUUCUCCAUCCAUGACCACCAAGCCGUCGACCUUGCGUCCCGCAUCCAGUGGCAAGACGCCAAUAAAGGUGGUGCAUAUUAGCGACAUCCACGUCGAUCUGAACUAUACGAUCGGCGCAAGCUGGAACUGUACUAAGAAUAUCUGCUGCCGCAGCUACACAACUGCUGACGAGCCAGGCAACAAUGCCACCCCCGCCGGCGCGUACGGCAACGUCCACUGCGACACUCCGCUGUCGCUCGAGGAGAGCAUGUACGCCGCCAUCGAGUCCCUCGUGCCAGAGAGGCAGUUCACAAUCUUCACAGGAGACGUGGUGGAGGGCGCCGUGUGGAUGGUUACUGACGUCGAGGUGUCUAACGACCUCAACAAUGCGUACGCGCGCAUGCGCGCUCUGGGCAAGACGUACGCCGUGGCGGGUAACCAUGAUGCAUGUCCCGUCAACUCGUUCCCGCCAGCGGAUAUUGACACUACCAUCAGUACGCAGUGGGCGUAUGAUGCUAUGUCGGCCAACUGGGAGACUUGGAUCGGGAACACGGCCGCUGCAGAGGUGUCAUCUAACUAUGGCAGCUACUCUGUUGUCGACAGCUCCGGGCUCCGUAUCGUCAGCAUCAAUACCAACUUCUGGUAUAAGCAAAACUUCUGGAUGUACGAGAAGAACUGGGAGAGCGACCCGUCCGGCAUGUUUGCAUGGUUGGUCUCGCAGCUGGAGCAGGCCGAGGCAGCUGGAGAGAGGGUUUGGAUUCUUGGUCAUAUGCCGAUGGGCGCAUCAGAUACUUUCCAUGAUGCCUCCUACUACUUUGAUUUGAUCAUUCAGAGAUUCGAUGCUACGAUCGCUGCAGUCUUCUAUGGCCAUACACACAAAGACGAGUUCGAGAUCAGUUAUAGCGACUACACUCACCAGGACUUCUCCACUGCCACUAUGAUGUCUUAUAUCGCCCCGGCGCUCACGCCGACGUCGGGUAACCCAACGUUCCGCGUUUAUGAUGUUGACCCAGUGACCUUCGGUGUCCUGGACAUGACAGUCUAUUACGCGGAUAUCACCUCGGAUACGUACCAGACGAACCCAACAUGGGAGAUUCUGUACUCGGUCAAGGACACCUACGGCAGUCUCCUCGGUGUUACAGAUAUCGCGACGGAGCUUACGCCUGCGUUUUGGCACAACGUCACCGCUCUUUUUGAGAAAAACGAUACAGUGUUCCAAGAGUAUAUCGGCCGCAAGACCCGCGACUACGAUACUUCGACAUGUACUGGCUCCUGCAAGAUGGCAGAGAUAUGCCAGCUGCGUGCGGCGCAGUCGCAAUACAACUGCGCGAUCAUUAAACCUGGAAUUAAUUUCAAGCGUGAUACCACCACUGGCGUUGUUGUAGCAGGAGAAUGUGACGGGUCUCGAGCUAUUCCGAUCCUCUCGUCAAUGGCCAAUGUGACCGGUGUUCAGGCGCUUCGAGAUGCGCUGGUCAUGAUUCUCGGGAGCUCGAUCCUGAAUAUAACAGUUCCGUCGAACUACACAGUUAAUGGAACAACUAUUUGA